AUGGCACCGCGUCGUGCAGCAGCAGCCAAGUCCACAGAGAUUCCGGCUAAAAAAGCGAAGCUCGAAGAACCAGCCACCGAACCCGCCAAAGAAGAGAAAGUGGCUGCGAAAAGUAGCGGAGGGGCCUACGUUUUCAUCGAGCAUUGCAAAUCAUGAUCCGUGUUCAAGCGCAAGGCCGCGGAAGUUCAUUCAGAACUGUGCGAACUUGCGCCGGAACACGAUUUCCAGCUCGUGUUGAACGAGGGUGGAAAACCGCGCCGAGGUGCUUUUGAGAUUUCAGUUGCCAAAACAGAGGAUGAUAAGAAGGUUCUGGUUUGGUCUGGACUGAAGAAGGGACCGCCGCGGAAAGAUAAAUUCCCAGAAGUCAAGAGUAUCCUUCCGGACAUUCAAACGGCGCUAAAGUAACGCCCGCAACGUGAAGGAGCACAUAUAAACGGGUCGCUCACAUGUUUUUGCGACAGUUUAUUCGUUAUUUCUU
This is a messenger RNA of Anopheles nili, 478 nucleotides long. RefSeq names its product selenoprotein H-like. NCBI's taxonomy places the organism in Eukaryota, Metazoa, Arthropoda, Insecta, Diptera, Culicidae. The transcript is spliced from 2 exons. The record is from RefSeq and is a predicted model, not a curated record. Gene Ontology annotation, cellular component: Golgi apparatus.